GCACAGCCGCCGCUUUCUCCUCGUUCAGGAUCCCGAGCCCCGUCUCAAAGGAUGCCUCGCUAUGAGCUGGCUUUGAUUCUGAAAGCCAUGCAAAGGCCUGAGGUGGCAGCAACGCUGAAACGCAGAGUGGAGGCUUUGCUGGAGAGAGGAGCUGUGGUGAGGAAGUUGGAAAACCUGGGAGAAAGGACCCUGCUGUAUAAAAUCUCAAAGCAUAAUCAACGCCACACAAGAGGAGGGCUCAUGUUUACCAGAAGUGCCAAGUACCUCUGGGACUCCUACUUUGGCUCUUGCCUGACAGUAGAUAAGUGA
Heteronotia binoei (common prickly gecko) is the source of this 309-nucleotide messenger RNA. Its product is annotated as small ribosomal subunit protein bS6m-like. Gene Ontology annotation, biological process: translation. NCBI's taxonomy places the organism in Eukaryota, Metazoa, Chordata, Lepidosauria, Squamata, Gekkonidae. Gene Ontology annotation, cellular component: mitochondrial small ribosomal subunit; ribosome. The transcript has a single exon. The coding region runs from base 52 to 309 and encodes 85 amino acids. Gene Ontology annotation, molecular function: structural constituent of ribosome; small ribosomal subunit rRNA binding. The record is from RefSeq and is a predicted model, not a curated record.